AUGGGAGCUGAAUCAGCCAGUCAGAGCUUGGAGCAGUCGCUUGUCGCAUCGACAAGCAGAGGUGCUGAUACUGGUACCAACACCGCCUAUUUACCUACCAACGCAACGGGCGGAAUCCUGGAUCAACCACGACACGAGGCCUCGAAGCACUCUAAAUUAUUUAUUUACCAGCAGCCACUACAGUUUUUUUUUGCCAGCAAAUCAGCUUCUCGCACCGCGUCUUUUCCCAAGGCCAUCGCAUCUUCGCGAUACACGAGGCCUAUCAUCGUCGUCGUCGCUGCUCUCUUUCUCUUCGCCAUUGGAUACUUCACCAUUCUUCAAGACUUGUGCGCGUUCUAG
Messenger RNA from Akanthomyces muscarius, 339 nucleotides. RefSeq lists its product as uncharacterized. The coding region runs from base 1 to 339 and encodes 112 amino acids. Lineage: Eukaryota; Fungi; Ascomycota; Sordariomycetes; Hypocreales; Cordycipitaceae. The transcript has 7 exons. The record is from RefSeq and is a predicted model, not a curated record.